Molecule: messenger RNA, 2064 nt
Organism: Vicia faba (fava bean)
Lineage: Eukaryota; Viridiplantae; Streptophyta; Magnoliopsida; Fabales; Fabaceae
Source: the annotation of a GenBank genome assembly
AUGAUGUUGAAUCGUGGGUCAAAUGUUUCGGCUGAAGUGAGUGGUUGUUCAGAUGAAGAACUAUGGAAGACAAUUGCAGGACAAUUGGUGGAUGUUCCUUGUGUUGGUCAAAGGGUUUUCUAUUUUCUUCAAGGUCACAUGGAACAAUUAGAGGCUUCGACGAAUCAGGAACUGAAUCAGAGGAGUCCUUUGUUGAAACUUCCUACGAAGAUUCUUUGUCGCAUCGUGAAUAUCCAUUUACUGGCUGAACAAGAAACCGAUGAAGUUUAUGCGCAGAUAACUUUGGUGCCGGAAUCUAAUCAAGACGAGCCUACAGUCCCUGAUCCGUGUACCAAUGAACCUCCGAGGCCGAAAAUUCACUCGUUCUGCAAGAUCUUAACUGCUUCGGAUACGAGCACCCAUGGUGGCUUCUCCGUUCUAAGAAAACAUGCAACGGAAUGCCUUCCUCCUUUGGACAUGUCUCAAACAACACCAACUCAAGAAUUGGUUGCUAAGGAUCUUCAUGGUUAUGAAUGGCGCUUUAAGCAUAUAUUUAGAGGUCAGCCGCGCAGACACCUUCUCACAACUGGAUGGAGUACGUUUGUGACUUCCAAAAGAUUAGUCGCCGGAGAUACGUUUGUUUUUUUGAGAGGGGAAAACGAGGAAUUACGCGUUGGAGUGAGGCGUCUUGCUCGUCAGUCAAGUAGUAUGCCAUCGUCCGUGAUUUCUAGCCAAAGCAUGCACUUAGGAGUUCUCGCAACUGCCUCCCAUGCCGUUGCAACUCAGACUCUUUUUGUUGUAUAUUAUAAGCCGAGGACGAGCCAGUUCAUUGUAAGCGUGAACAAGUACUUGUCAGGUAUCAAUAAUAAGUUUGCUGUUGGCAUGCGGUUCAAGAUGAGGUUUGAGAGCGAUGAUUCUGCUGAGUCCGACAAAAGAUUCUCCGGUACCAUAGUUGGAGUCGAAGAUAUCUCUCCCCAUUGGGCAAACUCAAAAUGGCGAUCGCUCAAGGUUCAAUGGGAUGAACCGGCAUCUAUUCCAAGACCUGAUAGGGUUUCACCAUGGGACAUAGAACCGUUUGUGUCUUCGGCUUCGACAGUUCAGCCUACAGCUGCAAAGACUAAAAGGCCUCGACCAACCAAUGAAACCCCUGAGGACACUACAUCAGCCGCUUCUAUUUUCUGGGAUGCUAGGAUGACACAGACUGAUAUGACACAACGUAGCGUUUUAGCCGAAAGCAAAAAAGGCGAUAAUAAUACUAGUAUGUGGCAUCAUAAACAAACCGAUAUGAUGAAUACUAAAAGCAAUAACAACAACGCUUUAUUGAGGAAUCAUACGGAAGGAAGUUGGUUAUCGUCUCCCCGUUCUGCAUGUCCUUCUCAUUUGCUUCACGACACAAUCGAUGAUAGCAAAACCGUCUCAGCUUGGCCUGUUUCACAGUCUCAAUCGUCUAUACUGAACAUUGAUCGUGUGCUUGAUCAAGUUGAUAAAGACAACAAAGUCGAGACAGCUACGGGUUGUCGACUGUUUGGAGUAGAACUUAUUGAUCAUUCGAAAAACUCGGCUGCUGUAGGUAAAGCAUCUUCACAUGCAGUAAAUGUAACCGGAGCAAACCCCGAAGUUAGUUCCAGCACCAUGUCUAGCUCUGAUACUGGCCGUAAGUCUGACAUCUCAAAGGCUUUUACGGAGAGGAAACAAGAACUGCAACAAGUAUCAACGAAGGAGACACAGAGCAAGCAAAUUUGUAGUAGAAGUCGAACUAAGGUUCAAAUGCAGGGCGUUGCAGUUGGUCGAGCGGUGGAUUUGGCAAUGUUGAAUGGGUACGAUCAACUUAUCGGCGAAUUAGAAGAGUUGUUCGACAUAAAGGGACAGCUUCAACACAGGAACAAGUGGGAAAUCGUCUUCACCGACGACGAAGGAGAUAUGAUGCUUGUCGGAGACGAUCCAUGGCCUGAAUUCUGUAACAUGGUAAGAAGAAUCUUCAUUUGUUCAAGCCAAGAUGUGAAGAAGAUGAAAUCAGGAAGCAAAUUACCGAUCUCUUCAAUCGAAGAAGGGACCGUAAUAAGCUCAGACACAACCGAACGAUGA